AUGGGCGACUUCAACUACGGCGGUUCUGACGAGGAAAAUGCCGAAAUCAAGCGUCUCAAUGCCGAGCUCGACUCGGAUCCAGACAACUUCGAAAACUGGGAGAGGCUAGUUCGGACUUGCGAGAACCUCGAGGGCGGCUUAAACCGCAAUUCCAGCCCUCAAGCCCUGGCAACGCUUCGCGAUUCGUACGACCGUUUUCUGCUCAAGUUUCCGCUCCUCUUUGGUUACUGGAAGAAGUAUGCCGACCUCGAGUUCAACAUUGCCGGCCCUGAGGCGGCAGAGAUGGUCUAUGAGCGGGGCUGCGCCAGCAUCACCAACUCGGUUGACCUCUGGACCGAGUACUGCUCUUUCAAGAUGGAGACAACUCACACUCCCCACCUGGUGAGAGAGCUCUUUGAGCGUGCUGCCACGCAUAUCGGCCUGGACUUCUUGUCUCACCCCUUCUGGGACAAGUACCUGGAGUACGAGACUCGGCAGGAGGCACAUGAUAGGAUUUUCGCCAUCCUUAAGCGUGUUAUUUAUAUCCCGAUGCAUCAGUAUGCUCGCUACUAUGAGCGUUUCCGGCAGAUGGCCCACACUCGCCCUCUUCAUGAGCUGGUAUCGUCCGAUGUUCUCAUCCGGUUCCGCGCUGAAGUCGAGGCCGAGGCUGCUCAGUUUGCCAUGCAGAAGACCGAGCUCGAAAUCGAACGUGAUAUCCGGGCUAAGAUUGAUGCCUACUACUACCAGGUCUUUCAGACAACGCAGACUGAAACCAACAAGCGUUGGACGUUCGAAGCCGAGAUCAAGCGUCCUUAUUUCCACGUUACGGAGCUCGAGCACGCGCAACUGGCCAACUGGCGGAAGUACCUAGACUUCGAGGAGGCAGAAGGCAAUUACCACCGUAUUGUUGCCCUCUAUGAGCGCUGUCUCGUCACCUGUGCUCUUUAUGAGGAAUUUUGGUUCCGGUAUGCCCGCUGGAUGGCUGCUCAAGAGAAGAAGGAAGAGGAGGUCCGCAAUAUUUAUUUGCGUGCAUCUACUCUCUUUGUUCCCAUCAGCCGGCCUGGUAUCCGUAUUCAAUUUGCCCAGUUCGAGGAAGCCUGUGGCCGUGUUGACGUGGCCAAGGAGAUCUAUGCAUCUAUCCUUACCAAGCUUCCCGAUUGUGUGGAGGCGAUUGUUGCGUGGGCCAACCUUCAACGGCGCCAGAGUGGGCUUGAUGCGGCAAUCGAGGUUUACAAGAGGCAGAUUGACUCAACGGAGGUUGAUCUCUACACCAAGGCGGUUCUUGUGGCUGAAUGGGCAUACUUGCUCUGGAAAGUGAAAGGCUCGCCCGAGGAGGCGCGCACAGCCUUUGUUAAGAAUGUGGAGUGGUACGCCAACAGCCGGCACUUCUGGCAGAAGUGGCUUGAGUUUGAGCUUGCUCAGCCCACCAACGCGGAGUUGGAGGCCAAGCAUGCGGAACGCGUCAAGCAUGUUUUCACUGAGAUGCGCACAAAGAGCCACCUGUCCCCUGCUGUUAAGCAGGAGCUGGGUCAGAUUUACAUGAAUUACCUGCAGCAGCGGGGUGGCAAGGAUGCUAUGAAAGAGUUCCUGAUCAUUGAUCGGGAGUUGUUUGGUCCUCAGUCCGUCUCCGCCAUCACCAGGGCGAAGUUUGGCAAAGAGAAUGGUGGACUCUCUGAACUGGAUGAGGCGACCCGACUACGGGCCGAGAGGCGUUAUUACAACUACUAUGAGUUGUUCUAUGACCCCGAUCCGAACGCUACAGGUCCAGCCAGCUUUGAAUAA
Messenger RNA from Thermochaetoides thermophila DSM 1495, 1761 nucleotides. RefSeq lists its product as uncharacterized. Gene Ontology annotation, biological process: mRNA 5'-splice site recognition; RNA processing. The record is from RefSeq and is a predicted model, not a curated record. The transcript is spliced from 5 exons. NCBI's taxonomy places the organism in Eukaryota, Fungi, Ascomycota, Sordariomycetes, Sordariales, Chaetomiaceae. The coding region runs from base 1 to 1761 and encodes 586 amino acids. Gene Ontology annotation, cellular component: commitment complex; U2-type prespliceosome; U1 snRNP. Gene Ontology annotation, molecular function: protein binding.